Molecule: messenger RNA, 666 nt
Organism: Macroventuria anomochaeta
Lineage: Eukaryota; Fungi; Ascomycota; Dothideomycetes; Pleosporales; Didymellaceae
Exons: 2
Coding region: 1-666 (221 amino acids)
Biological process (GO): mRNA processing
Cellular component (GO): catalytic step 2 spliceosome; precatalytic spliceosome; Prp19 complex
Source: RefSeq, a predicted model, not a curated record
AUGCCGCUGAUAAACGAAUCCUACGACUCGCUCCCUUACGUUGAUACCCAGGUCGACGAAGCUGGCCUGGCGGCCGCGCGCGCAGCCAUCGAUGCGGAUAUCAGAAGCGCCGGCGUAGACACCUCGGACCUGCACCCCGCACUCAUUCCGGCCGCAACGUACACACCGCGGUUCUCGGACUUUAUUGAGCGCGAGCAUGCGCGCCUGGACGGGAACCCGGCAUCGAAGCUCUCUGGCAUCGACCUGAAGCGCUACGAGGACCUUGAUGCGCCGGAGAACACAAAUCCUACCAGCGACGAGGAUAGGCCAGAGUUACUGGAGAAGUGGGACAAGGCGUUGAAGCAGGCACACACAAGUUCAGAAUAUGUGCAAGGGCGGCUGACACAACUGGGACUGCUGGAGAAGUUUGGAAAGAAUGCUUGGCUGGUCGGCAACUCACAGCUUGAGGACAUCCUGAAGGGCAUUGAGACAGAGUUGGCGGAUGUGGGGAAGCAGCACGAAGAGGUGGAGACGCUGAGGAGGUCGCAGCAAGAGAGCGUGCAUGGCGAGAUCAAGACGCUGGAAGAGACAUGGAAGAAGGGGGUGGGCCGCGUGCUGGAGACUGAGGUGGCCGCCGAAGGACUGAAGCAACAAAUCCUGGAGCGACGAAGAGCCGGUGCAGUGUAA